This is a messenger RNA of Drosophila biarmipes, 2193 nucleotides long. RefSeq lists its product as uncharacterized. Lineage: Eukaryota; Metazoa; Arthropoda; Insecta; Diptera; Drosophilidae. Bases 932 to 1978 code for a protein of 348 amino acids. The record is from RefSeq and is a predicted model, not a curated record. Gene Ontology annotation, biological process: regulation of transcription by RNA polymerase II. Gene Ontology annotation, cellular component: transcription regulator complex; nucleus. The transcript is spliced from 6 exons.
UCCCUCGGCGGCGGCGGUUGUGUGCUCAGACCACUCCCCAGUGCUAACUCCUGACCAAGAGAAAGAGUAAUAAUGAGUAAAAAGUGACCAAGUUACUGCGGAUCGAGGAAGCGAAAGCCUUGAGCCCCGGCCCACGACGAUGGUGUGUUCAACAGUUCCGAGUGCUCGUGUCUGUCUGUCGAUCUCAAUUUGCAAUCAAAAGCCUGUUGCGAGGGCUGCUAUUUAAGUUUCUGGCCUAGGUAUCUUCUAGCCAUAUAACAUAUAAACCCAUUUUAUAAACCUUUUUCGGUGGAAAAAUGGAGUUAACUACUGAAUAGUCGUGCAUCGAUGAACUCAAAUCUUUGUACAUACAUAUAUCGAUGAAGCACCGUCCUGUAGCUCUAAGAAAAACUGGUUUAAUGAAUUCAAUCCUGUCCGGAGACGAAGUUCUUGAUGGUCGUCCAAAAACCGUGCAAGAUGGACUUGUGAUAAAUAUUCGCAAUUCAUUAGUAGGCCAGAAAUAUAUAUAGCAACCCUCGUUUUGAAAUACUGUUUCAGUUUAAAAAAAAUUCUCACAUCGACUAGUUGUGCGUGCAGGCAAAAAGACAGAGCAUCGCGAGCAGCGCCAGAGAGCGGAGAACAUCGCCGUCGUCGUCGCCGUCGCCUCGGCACCGAACUGAACUGAGCUGAAAACCAACUGAGCGUCGUGUGUUGCGCAGGCAAUCUUAAUUAAUUUAUUUACGUCUAUAUUGAUUUUUUAAAGUAACAGAGUAACAGCCACAGCCACAGUUAGCCAUAAUAGCCAGCUAGCAGGCAGAGGCAGGCGCAAGGCGAGGCGGAGCGAAGAGCGCGCGCGUUUUAGCAGGCAUUAAAUAUAUAAAAAUACACACUAAAAUCAAACCUCGAGUCUGCUCUUAAAAAAAUCAAGGUUGAAGGUGAAUCUGGAGGAGGAAUGGAGCACCUGUCCCAUUUGUAUCCCCCGCAACUGCCGAAGGGGCGUGGCCGGCCUCGGGCCACAUACGCCCAGACGGGCGAAUUCGAUCUGGGUCUGAUCCGGGAGUACCGAUCGCACCCGGUGCUGUACGACCGGACCAACAAGCGGUUCAAGGACAAGCUGUAUGUGGCCCAAAUAUGGGAUCAGAUGGCCCACAAGCUGGGCUACGACGCGACCAGCUUAAGGGAGCGCAUGACCACGCUGAGGAAUCGCUACAACAUCGAGAAGCGACGCGUCGAGAACGGUCUUUCCACACAGGCUUCCCAGUGGCCCCUCUUCGAGAGCCUCCAGUUCCUGGGCGAUCACAUUCGGCCCAGGCGCAGCUUUAAGAACAUGAGCAUGAAGGAGGAGGACGAGGAGCCCUACGAGGUGGACGACUGCCAGAGCGACAGCAACGGGCACAUGGCGAGCGUAAAGGACGAAAUGGAGGACGACUGCACGAUCUUCGAUUGCGAGCAGGCACUGCCAGUGACCACAGUGCUGGGGAUCCCCCUGAACACCUCUGACGAAGCCAACAAGAGCCAGCGCUCCAUGAACGGCGACAUGGCCAAUGGCAAGGGCUACAAUCAUUUUGCGGAAAGCUAUCAGCGACGACAGCAACAAAACCAGCCGGAGUACAUCAUCAGUAGUCCGAUGAUCAACCAUCCCAGCAAGGGCAUGAAGCGCGGAGGACCGCCGUUGGACGAUCAUCCGUCGAAGCGCCGGACAGACGAGGGUCUGUCGAUAUCCGGUUUCUAUCCCACACCACCUCAAGCACCCCCCUUGCCGGCGGCCUAUGCCAAGUUCCGGGGAUUCGGCGAGUUCAUGUGCCACUCCCUGUGCGACAUGCCGGCGGCUACUGCCUUGCGUCUGGUGCAGAAGUUCACCCGCGAACUGGUCCAGACCUCCAUCCGCAGCGAGGGCAGCGGCGGCAAACGGAAGACCGAUCAGGCGGACGCGGCGGAUGCGGCGGAUGCGACGGAUCAGGUCGACCAGAGCAGCGAGUCGCAGGAGGAGGACGAGUAGAUUUUAAGUUGCAAUUUUUAAUUACGGGUAGGGAUAUUGGCACGCGUGCCUACGCACUUAUGCAUUCGGCAUAUGAUGGCCGCAUUAAUGACAGAAUCGAUUACUCCAUAUAUGUUUUAAUUAUACUCUUUUAAGUCUUCUAGCCUCGCAGUAACCGGGGUGGAAGAUCCAAGCAUUGCAUUUCAUUUAUUAACAUAAUGGACAAAAUACACUUA